This is a messenger RNA of Cyanistes caeruleus (blue tit), 5987 nucleotides long. The record is from RefSeq and is a predicted model, not a curated record. NCBI's taxonomy places the organism in Eukaryota, Metazoa, Chordata, Aves, Passeriformes, Paridae.
CUGAUGGUUUAAGUGUAUCUGGUGAUAAUGCAGCAGUCAUGCCAGCUCCCAGGGUUUGGGUUAGGGCAGAGUAGGGAGUGGGAUGGGAGCUGCUGUCACCACCACCACAGUGAGUGCCUGAGCCAGGCUGGCCACAGCAGUGGGAAUCCUUCUUGGCCAGGGUGUAGGUGACCAGUAGUGCCACCAAAAGUAGAGGUGGGGAGAAGGGGAGUUUGUACAUCGUGCACACCCUUGCAGCACUUCUUCAUAAUGAAAUUUGGCUCAAAGGGAUCUGUGCAAGCAGUGCAUGGAAAAACAUACAUGAGGUUUUUUUGCUUUUUUGCCACUCUUCUAUUUUGCAAUUGCACAGACUUAGCUCAGAGGGUUGAGGUUGAACCCCAGAAAGCAAGUGUCAGAAGACACAGCAUAAUGGUGGCUCUCAGCUUGGCCAACUCUGCCCUUCUGUGCCAAAGGGCCAGAACCAGGCCUGGCUCUGGAUAUUGCCCUUCUGUUUCUGCCAGCUUUCCCCUGUUGGUCACAGUAAGCAAGCCAAGACCCACUGUAUGCUCUUAUCAAUAACCAAGCUGGACAUGUGCCACACUAAGAUCUGUGCUAAUCAUCGGGCAAUUUUGCCUUCAGAACAGAUAUUUAUAAACUUUGCUUUCUGUUUAUCCAGCCAGGUGGAACAUUUGAUAGCUGUCUUUUACCACAAACACAUUUUUAGCUGGAAAUUACUCCCCCUGGUUAUCUGCGGGUGCUGCCAGAGCUGACAAAUGUCCCUGGGCAGGAGCUGAUUGGCUCUGUGCACCCGGGGCCAACUUUAAAUUUCAGUAAAGUGGGCACAGGCUCCACAGGGACCUGCCUCUGACGAGAAAAGGUAAUCUUCUUACCCAGCUUCCUGCCCUGUCUCUUCCUAGCCCUUCAGCUCUGCUGUCCCUGAGUGGGGAUUCUGCUUUCACUCUGGGCAAGCCAAAGUGGGGAUGGGGACAUCCUGAUCCUUGGCUGUGAACAUCUCUUGAGCUUACAUUGCUUUGCACUGCUGAUCCUUGUGCAUGGAUUUCCUUCUGCUGUUUCCUGUAGCACUGCUGGUACGGCUGAAAACAGUCUCUGGGAUGGACCUCCAAGGCCAAGCAAGGGUGGUUGGGUGAAAUGAGAAUUAUUGGGCAAUGGAGAUAUUGCCUCCUGCCAUUUAUGAGUGCUGUGAAAUCCUGCUGCUUUCUUAAUUCAAAUUUAUGAACAUCUUAGCUUGCAGCAACUUUGGGGGAUCAUUUAUCGAAAAUAUCUAUCCAAGCUGCUUUGACAGAGGGAGUUAGGAAGUUUUAAUAGCCGGUGGCAGAGCACCCACUCAGAGCUGCUGGCUGUGCCCUGUGCACAUAGUCCUUCUUCAGAGGAAUGCAGAGAGGCAGGACAAUGCCAAGGGCCGCCUCAAAGCCUGGGAAAAGCCGGGAUCACUGGAAAACCCUGCUGCCAUGGGAGCUUUGGGAUAGCGGGAGCUUUUAGGUUGCUGCUAACCAGAAUUAUUGAGGACCACGAGUCCCAGGAAGACAACACAGCAAUGCUUCACUUUGUGCUUCCAGGAGCAGCCCAAGAUGCAAGCAUCCCUCGUCUGCCUGUGCCUAUGCCUGCUCAGCACAGCCCUUGCCACACCUGUGAGUAUGGCUUUUCCUGGGUUCCCAGCAUACUGCUGCAAGUGUGGGAUGUACUAUCUGGUCCACCCCAGAAUGCUUUCAGCAGAGGGAAAACAUGGGUUGUAGUUGUGUACACCACCUCUGGUGCUUGGGGAGGGCAUUAAGGCAAACAGCAGAGGUGAGCCCAGAAGGAAAAAUAUAUGUUAGCACUGAGGUGGCUGAGCAUGUCCCUUCAGUUUAGCAAUCAGGGCACUGCAUAAGUGUCCGUCUGGGUGGCUGUACCUCCUCCCCUGGAUUUCCGUGGGUCUGGGAUCUGGCCAGUGCUUUUGGCUUGCAAAUAGCCUGAGCCAAGCCACAGGAAGGGGCUUCCCACAAGUGUGGGAAGGAUGCUCAUCUUACCUGUGGGGGGAACAGCGGUCAGAGGGGUGCCUGCAAUUAUUUUCCAGCUCUCCUAAUGUGAAAUUUUGAGAGAUGUAACUAAAAACACAGCAAUCUACGAUGAAUAUAAUAGCAGCCAUUUUUGUCCUGCAAAACUGUUGCUCAGUGUACUAAAUACACAGCUAGAGUGAAAGUUUCCUAGAAAAGGUUUGCUUUUUUUGUCAGGGUAAGGAGGAGGGAAAUCCUGUCUUCCCUGAGCAAUGGGCCUGGUCCCCUCUCAUAUGUCUUUUACCCCCCCAGAGCAAGCUCUCACAACCCAGUCUGUAGCAGGGCAGCCCAGGGGAAGGCAAUAAAUCAGCACAGAUUUGCUUUUCAGAUAGGGGCACAGAAGGGAGCUAAUACUGUGCUGUGUAACCAGAGCUGUAAUCCGGCCUUUGAUACUGUUCACAAACAAUGAAACAACCUGGGAAUAUUCAAUACUUUGGGGUGUGAAGGCUGCUCCUUCAGCUGGGCUUGGGAUAUUUCAGUGACUAAUUUUGCUGAAAUCAAAGAGGACUCACCUCCAUGGGGCUGUCUCUCACUCUGGCACAUAGGGAAUGCCUGCAAUGGCUUUGUGGGGCUCACAGGAUGCUUCCACCAGAAGGUCCCCCAACCCUGAGGGAUGCACUUACCAAUACCCACCAAAAGAUGCCAGGAUAAUCAGGGAGAGCUGGAAGCCUGCAAGCAUGUACAGAAACCUGUCCGUGAGGACAUGGAGGUUGCUGGUCAGUAGCAUAGUAAACACUGGGGAACUCCACCAGUUAACCAGUUCCAGACUCCAAUCACAGAAAAAUCCAAGCAGUAAGAUGAAGCAUUAUUUUGUGAGCAAUGGUACUGUAUAUAAAAAAAUGCUCUGCCAUAAAAUCCUCUGCAGCAGUCUCCAGGAAAAGGUUAUGUGCAGACCUAGAAAUCUAGCAUGCAAUACAAUCAUGCUGUAGCAAAAUUCACAACACUUUUUGGACCCUGGAAAUGGGGAUUUGGCCUUUUCUACUACUCCUGUCUUUAAGUCAGUAUCCCAGGUAGUGCCUGGGAAUUUAUUGGCUUAUCAGUGCAGUUUUCCCACCCUUCCCUGAACAUUGGGCAGGGUGGGUGGCCAGCAGUGGGCACUGGCACCUGCCUGGAUGCUGGGGCACUGUUUGAUGCCUCAGCUCUUGCCUGUGUUUUGCUAUCCACAGGUGCCACCACCGCUGCCAGGGAGAGCUGCUGGGAACUGUGUGGGACAGCACCGGGUAUGUAUCCCUCUGCCACUUCCUGGAGCCUCAGUGGAUACUGGAGGGACCCUACUGCAGUGCCAGACACAGAAAGGGAAACUCCUGCCAAUGCAAUUAAUAAGAAAGUUGUGGGUUUUGGUUAUUUUUUUCCCUACCAGAUACUUCUGAAGGGCUGCAACGCCAAGCAUGGCUUCUACAUUUUCAAAUAUGUCUACUCAUUCUCAACGCGGAGGAACGAGACACAGAUAAAGAAAGAAGAGGCUGACCACCAGAAUAUCAUCCCCAGCCACCGGGUGGAUGAGGACAAUGCCAGGCAGGAGCCACCAGAGGCUGGGACAGCUCCAGAGAACAGUGACAACAGCAGCACUGAAGUAAUCGAGUAUGGGAUUGUCCUCAAGCCUGAAAACCGCAGCACCCCAGGCAUCAGCAGGGAUGGUCCCAGCACUCGCCCUGGCACUGGCACACGAGUGCGUGGCAGUGGCGGUGGCAUGGGUCCCACCCCAUCCAGCUCAGAAGGCAGCGGCGAUCUGGAUCUGGUGGUGGAAGUUGAUGGCGGUGUUCCCAUUCUUCCUCAGGGUGAACACCCCAGUGGGGUUGUGGUGGAGAAUAGGUCCAGUGUCAGGAGUGAGGAUAAGAAUAACGGUGCCCUCAGGGUGGUUCCAGUGGAGGAAGCCGUGACUGCUGGGAGGUGGAGGGCUCCUACCACCAGAGGGGCAGGGGAUGAGGGCAGCAGGGAGGCCACUGUCUCUGGCCAAGGGCAGGAGGGUGUUAAGCAGGGUACAGGGACAGGAGGCAUCACUUCGUCCUCUGUCACUGAGAGGAUGGAGGAUGUCCAAGUGGAUGCUGCAGGUGUGGAUCAAUACGCUUACGUCCCCGAUUCAGGCAGUGUCACCAUCACCCAUGGGAGCCUGGGCAGCACAGACAGGGCCAUCGGCUUCACCCAGGUCUCUCCAGACAAGGAUGAUGAGGUCAACAUCUUCAUUGGGAGGGCCAACAUCCAUGUGGGGGAGCAGGAAAUCACCCAGGCUGGUGUCACAGUGGGUAGUGAGGAUGACGGCACCCCCUCUGUGGGAACCAGAAGCCCCCUCCCCAGGCUGGACAUUACUGCAGCACCCAGUGGUGGUGAAGAUGACAGCAUCCCUGCCCACAGGCAGCCUGAAAGACUGGCCACCACAGCCAUCCCAACCCGUGGGGACAGUGUCACCAGCAGCCUCAGGGAUGGCCGUCUCAAUGGAGAGGAUGAAGAAGGUGCAACCACCAUUGGUGUUGAUAGAGGACUGGUAACCCCUGCCCCCUGGAGAGUCACUAGUGGUGACAUUACCAGCCCCACAGUGGCCAGCAUCCAUACAAAAGAUGAUGAUGAGGUAAGAGGUGAGGGGCAGAGGUCCAAGGGGAAGCCAGACCGUGUGGCUACCACAACCCCCCGCCAGUGGGGUGACAUGGAGACUGCUGCCACUGUCUCAGCCAAGAGGGUCAGCAUCCGCCCGGCCACUACUGAGGAGGACCGCACCACCCAGUCGGUGACAGCCAGCAGCCACAAGGCAGGCACGAGCACUGUGCCGGGCAGAGGAGGGAGUGGGGAGGUGGGGACAGCCACCUCCCGACUCCCCCGUGUGGAGGCACGGCCCGGGGCAGGGAUGAGGGUCCGUCCAGGGGGAGCGGGGCUGGACAAGACACCCAGGAUGGACAAAGCACCAUCCCCAAGUGGGAAACCCAGCAGCUGGGCAUCAAGCGGGACCCAGAGAAGUUCUGGCAGCUAUGAUGGUGAUGCUGGGGGCAGGUCGCAUGCCACCAAAGCAGGGCCCAGCCCCACUCCACAGGCAGGGCAAGACACAGGCAGCAUGACAGCAGGCAAGGGCCGGGAACAGGGGCAAGGCGGAGAGAGCAGGACAGCAGUGCCGGGGGCCAGGAGCGGCCACCUGCCUGGGCAGCAUGGUAGGAGGCUGGGGUCUGGGACGCCGGGCACCAUUGCGACGCUAGGCCGCAGCCGGCAGUUGGACCAGGUGAAACGGGCUGACGAGCUCCACGUCCGUGAGCGGGCCUUUUACAGCCUCGGCGGGGCGGGCGGCGGCCCCCAUGGCCCCUACCCCGGCCUCGGGAGCACCGACAGCAGCCAGUCCUCCGAGGGGGACCGGGGCAGCCACAGCGAGAGCGGACAGAUGGGACUGCAGCCCUCAGGGUGGGGAUCCCCAGGGUACCCCCAAGGCCGCUGGAUGCAGGGGCCCCUCUGAGGUGCGGCCGGUAUCCACCCUGGCAGGCUCCAGCGGUGGAGCUGGGGGGUCCCACACGUCGCGUUUUCCCCCUUGGCAUCCCUGCUGCAGGCUCUGCUCUUGAGUGGGUGAGGGGCAGGUUGCUGGGGGGCACACAGUGCUUCAAAGCCCAGGAGCCAAAAAUCACUGGUUCAUGCAAUCUGCUGUUAAUCUGGGGGAAGCUGGGCAUGGCAGAGCAGGAAUGCACGGGCAUGCUGUGCUAGACAGCCAGGGAACAGCAGCCAUGCUACACAGCGUAGGGUAGUGGUGUUUGUACAUUGAUGUGAAGCAAGUAAAUAAGCAGUGAGAAAAAAAAGCCUGUGUCCUUGCAGUUUCCCUUCCAGCCUACUGGAGAAAUAAAGGCAUUUCUGUACCUGAGGAUCUGCUGACUCUGGUGUUUGCUAUGGGACUUGAGGCAGUCACUCUGCCACAGUGUGCUGGGGGUGGGCUGGUCCUUGGGCAUAAGGGGAUUUCUGGCCCCAGCACAUCCCUGGCCAUGCCAU